CCCACAUCAUAAGAAGGAGAGUUUCGUGGGUUUUGUCUAUAUACCUUCACUUCCUCAAAUCCCACCUUCUUUCUUUCAUUUUCCUCUCAUUUUCCCUUUGCAAGAACAACACUGAAAACAAACACUACUUUGGGAACAAAGAGAAGAGAAUCAAUGUCAAACUCAAACAUCACAAGCUGUGAUAGUUGGAGCUUCUCCACAGAGAACACUGCAGAAGAUGCAGCACCACUUAAACAGCAGCAACUGGAGAUGCUUCCCCAAAACCAUAGUCCAAAUUCAAACACUUCAACCACAACAAAUAACAGCAAUGACUCAAACACAAUUUCACAACCACCUCUCAAGAAGAAAAGAAACCUACCAGGAAAUCCAGACCCAAGUGCCGAAGUGGUAGCUCUGUCGCCAAACACCCUGGUGGCCACAAACAGGUUCGUGUGCGAAAUAUGCAACAAAGGGUUUCAGAGGGAUCAGAACCUUCAAUUGCACCGUCGAGGGCACAAUCUACCGUGGAAGCUGAAACUCAGAACCACCACGGAAGUGAAAAAGCGCGUUUACGUUUGCCCCGAACCCUCCUGUGUCCACCACAACCCAGCUCGAGCGCUGGGCGAUCUCACCGGCAUUAAAAAGCACUUUAGCAGAAAGCACGGCGAGAAGAAGUGGAAAUGUGAAAAAUGCUCAAAGAAAUACGCUGUUCAUUCUGACUGGAAAGCGCAUUCCAAAAUUUGUGGAACCAAGGAAUACAAAUGUGACUGUGGCACCAUUUUUUCCAGAAGAGACAGUUUCAUCACACACAGAGCUUUCUGCGAUGCACUCAGUGAUGAGAACAGCAAAUUCAACGAAGCAGGACAAUUGCAAAGUAUGUUGCAUGGUUCAAACCUGCAACCACCGAUGAUCCCAAACCUAGCAGCAUCACUACCAAUGAAGCAACCAUUACCACUUCCUCACGAACUCAUUGCAGCAAUUCCAGCAAAACCCUUCAACAACAACAUGGCAGCAUUGCCGAGAAGCUUUUCAUCCACCUCUUCUCCCUCUCAACUGUGCUCAAACUCACCAAACAUCAACAUGUUUGAGGAAAAUGCUCAGACAAACAUGUCUGCCACAGCACUGCUUCAAAAAGCUGCACAAAUGGGCGCAACAGUGAAUGGUAACAGCAACAGCAUGAUGACUGAAACGGGCUUUUCUACUAGCAUGCCACCACCAUCGUAUGGGGUCAUGAACCAGCACAUUCACAGCGCUCAACAAGACCUGUCUCAGUAUAACUUCCAUGCAAAUGGGACGGUGAUGGACGGUGGUGGCAAUGGCAUGGGAGGAAUUAUGAGUGGUUUGGAUAUGUUUAAUGCUAUUUUGGAUCAAAGUAAGGCCUUGUCGAAGAUCAUAGAGCAGAACAACAAAAACAGCUAUGGUGGUGUUUUGCAUGCAAUGAGUAAUGGUAGGUCAAGUUCCAUUGAUGUUGGUGGAACUAAAGGGAGUGAGGAUGUGAUGACUUUGGACUUGUUGGGGAUAGGAGGAGGAGGAGUUGGUGGUGUUGGUGGUGGUGGUGGUGAUGGAAGUUUCUUUGGUGGUGAACAAUCUGAACUAAAGAUUGAAUAUGGAGAAAUGAGUCAAAUCAGAAUCCAGGGUUUGAACCAUUUUCAGCAACAAACAGCGGCAUAUGAAAAUUGAGACCUUACUGGGGAGGGAAAAAUAAAAUAAUUUGCAUGUUUCUGAUUUAGGUGGAAUUUUUCAGCUUUGUUCAUUCCUAUUGUGUACACAUUAUGAUAGGUUUUCGUAGUGUGUGGACCCUUUUGGUCCCUUAAAUCAGUGUUCAAUGUUCAGUGUCUUGAAAUGGAAUAAUGGUCCAAAAAAAGUUACAGUUCGAUGUGUAGACUGAGACUUUCAAUUUCACUCACAUUCUGUAUCUUUUACCAAUAAGAAUAUAUGCUGGAAAUUUGCGGGGACA
Molecule: messenger RNA, 1936 nt
Organism: Vigna unguiculata (cowpea)
Lineage: Eukaryota; Viridiplantae; Streptophyta; Magnoliopsida; Fabales; Fabaceae
Product: zinc finger protein GAI-ASSOCIATED FACTOR 1-like
Cellular component (GO): nucleus
Molecular function (GO): DNA-binding transcription factor activity
Source: RefSeq, a predicted model, not a curated record